CACACAUACCCGCUAACUCUCUCACACAGAAACUGUGGCGUUUCUUAAAACCCGAAACGUUUUUCGGUUUCAAAAACCAUAAAAACUUCUCGAAACUUCUCUCUCUCUUUCUCUCUAUAUCUGCUACGCUAUGGCUGAGCACCUCAGCUCCGAAGCUCUUCCCGGGGGAGCGCCGGAGCUUCACCGGAAGGGAGAGGAUUCAGAACGAAACGGAGAAGAAGUAGAAGAAAAAGCCGGAGAGAUAAAGGAGCGAGUCGGUGAAUCGCCGCCGGCCACCGAGUCGCAGUGCGGCGAGUUACAGAGUUCUAAUGAACCUACUACAGAGUCCAAUUUAGAAACCCUAGCUUCUGCCGUUCCCUCUUCGGUUGAAUCCCUUGUUGUGCAGCAUCGGAUUGCCGAUUUGCAGGAGAGUUCUACCAUGCUGAAUUCGUGCGGCAAAGCCGAAAGUAAGGAGACAGUUGGACCUCCUGAAAAGGAAACUAUAGCAAGAGAAGCAGUCCAGGAACCCCCAACUCCAAUAGAAAAUCAGCGUCAGGUGUCUAUGUGUUCAACUCCACUGUCUGAACUAUCACCAACUUCUGUCACACAAUCUUUAUCAUCUGUUCCUAGUCCAACUGCACCAAAACAGAAAAUGUCUCCUCCGAAGGUUAAUGACAUGCAUGUGCCGGAAGUAGUAAAAAAUGUUCCUUCUGGUGGUAAAACCUUAUCUGCUGUUUCUGUUCCAAGGUCAUCAGCAUCUGAUGGAUACAACUGGCGAAAGUAUGGUCAGAAGCAAGUGAAGAGUCCUACAGGUUCUCGAAGCUAUUACAGGUGUACUCAUUCAGACUGUAGUGCUAAGAAAAUUGAAUGCUGUGAUCAUUCAGGUCAUAUGACAGAGAUUGUUUAUAAAAGUGAACACAGUCAUGAUCCCCCCAAGAGGACUCAUUCCAUAAGGGAAAGUAAGUUUGUGUCUUCCAAUGAACCUACUGUAGAAAACAGUGUUCCAGAGAAGCCUAUCAGAGCUCUGCCUAUCAGAGUUCUGCAGGAUUCUGAUCCAUCCAUUUCUUCCAAAGAACCUCUACAAGAAGCACCUUGCUGUGCUGAUAAGAAACGACAAAACUCAUCUAAUAUCAGUGACGAUAGUAAAGUUAUUUUGAAGGAAGAACCUGUAAAUGAGCCAGAGCCAAAACGAAGAAUGAAGAAAGGUGACUUAACGGACUUGGAUUCUGCCGUAAAACCUGGAAAGAAAGCCAAGUUUGUUGUACAUGCAGCAGGCGAUGUGGGGAUAUCAGGUGAUGGAUACCGAUGGCGCAAGUAUGGACAGAAAAUGGUGAAGGGGAAUCCACAUCCCAGAAAUUACUAUAGAUGCACUUCUGCUGGAUGUCCUGUUCGAAAGCAUAUUGAGUCUGCUAUAGAUAACUCAAAUGCUGUCAUCAUAACGUACAAGGGUGUACAUGACCAUGACAUGCCUGUGCCCAAGAAAAGACAUGGCCCACCAAGUGCUCCUCUUGUGGCUGCUGCAGCACCUACCUCCAUGAACAAUUUGCAGUUAAAGAAACCUGACUCACCGCAAAACCAGAAAAUUUCUACUCAAUGGUCAGUGGACACCGAAGGAGAACUAACUGGGGAAGCCUUGGACCUUGGGGGUGAGAAAGCAAUGGAGUCCGCUCGAACGCUUCUGAGCAUAGGUUUUGAAAUUAAGCCUUGCUGAGCUCAUCUUUAAGAAAUUAUGCAGUUGUAACUAUAAAAAUUAAUUGGCAGGUCUCGUGUAAUUUCACUGCUUCACAUGUUAAUCCUUCUUGUUUCUUUGUUUUUCUUCCCCACAGUCUUUUAGUGGGACAAUUAGUGUGUAUUUGCUAGUAUUCAACUUGUCUGAAACAGUUUGCUGGUAGUGGAACGAAUAUAGAAUU
Molecule: messenger RNA, 1889 nt
Organism: Gastrolobium bilobum
Lineage: Eukaryota; Viridiplantae; Streptophyta; Magnoliopsida; Fabales; Fabaceae
Product: probable WRKY transcription factor 32
Exons: 5
Coding region: 131-1690 (519 amino acids)
Biological process (GO): regulation of DNA-templated transcription
Molecular function (GO): sequence-specific DNA binding; DNA-binding transcription factor activity
Source: RefSeq, a predicted model, not a curated record